Messenger RNA from Linum tenue, 1742 nucleotides. The record is from the annotation of a GenBank genome assembly. NCBI's taxonomy places the organism in Eukaryota, Viridiplantae, Streptophyta, Magnoliopsida, Malpighiales, Linaceae.
CUGUUCGCCACUUGGCAUACAUAAAUAUCUCCAGUUCUUGCUUCUAUUCCCCACUUUUUACUUGCAAUCUGAUUUCGGGUGAGUGAUUUUCACUUGCGGGUUUCCAAAAGUCACCAGCUUUGCAUUGAUACGAAGAAGAUAGACCGGAGAUUACAGCAAUGGUGAAAGAGACAGCUUACUAUGACAUUUUGGGUGUCAAUGUGGACGCCUCAGCAGCUGAUAUCAAGAAGGCUUACUACAUCAAGGCAAGAAUCGUUCAUCCCGAUAAAAACCAUGGUGAUCCAAAGGCUGCUGAAAACUUCCAGAAACUUGGAGAGGCGUAUCAGGUGUUAAGUGAUCCAGAGAAGCGUGAAGCUUACGACAAACAUGGAAAGGACGGCUUAUCACAGGAUGCCAUGGUGGACCCUGCAUCUGUAUUUGGUAUGCUGUUUGGCAGCGAGUUUUUUGAAGAAUAUAUCGGCCAGCUUGCUCUGGCUUCAAUAUCGACGAUUGAAAUUGAAGACAAUUUGGAUCCUGAAACCCACAGGCAAAGAGUUCAGGAAAAGAUAAAGGUUGAGAAUCUUUUUAUCUGCUUGUAUUUAUAUUGCAUCUCAUUACUCCUUUACAUACUGCAGGCAAUGCAAAAGGAGAGGGAAGAAAAGCUAAUAACAAAUCUAAAGAAUCUUAUUGAGCCAUUUGUUGAAGGACGGGUGGAUGAAUUUGUAAACUGGGCGAAUUCUGAGGCAGUACGGCUUUCUGGAGCUGCAUUUGGUGAAGCUAUGCUGCACACUAUUGGCUAUAUAUAUACACGUAAAGCUGCUAGGGAGAUUGGAAAGGACAAUCGGUACAUGAGAGUACCUUUUUUAGCAGAGUGGGUACGUGAUAAAGGACACCAAAUGAAGUCACAAGUAAUGGCAGCAUCAGGUGCUGUCUCUCUAAUCCAGAUACAGGAGGAAUUGAAGAAACUGAACCAAGCGGAGAACAAGGAAGAGAAUUUGAUGAAAGCUGUUGAAGACAGGAAGGACGCUAUGCUCCAAUCUCUUUGGCAGAUCAAUGUGGUUGAUAUCGAGACUACUUUAUCUCGUGUCUGCCAAGCUGUGCUCAAAGACCCUUCUGUGUCCAAGGAUGUUCUUCGACUGCGAGCCAAGGCAUUGAAGAAACUAGGAACAGUCUUCCAAGUGAGCAUAGUGUAUUUUGACAACUUCAGGUUGAAAUUGCCAAGUAAUAUGCUUUCUUUAAUUGCUCCACAGGGUGCCAAAGGUCCUUACUGCAGGGAAAACAGCUUGCGCCACGAGAGCCUGGUCAAACCAGCUGGCAUGACAUCUCAGUCCGUCUGAUCUCGAACCACACACCUCAUCAAGAUUUCACAAUAUCAAGAGUGCACAUAGAUGAUUAUGAUCUUAUAAUCCCUGUAGCAUACAGAUAUGCAGGAGUGCACAUAUAUGUAUGGUAUGCCCCAAUUGGUUGAUUAUUCAUACUCUUGGCUGAGUGUUUCCCUUAUGAUGCAAUGUAAGAGACCUGAACAAAGUUUUAUGCUUUGGUUGUGAAUACUUUGGAUUUCUUGUUUGAUUAUUGAAGAUCAAAAGGGCUAUUCUUUGAGAUAAUGCUAAAGUAAUUUGUUUUUCAAGAUGGUGGAAGCAAUAAAAGGUGUAUUGUUCGUCUAUGUAUGUCAAAACAUAUGCAUGAUAGGAUUUUCAGGAUCUAGGCAAGGCCAUAAUCCUGAAGAUCAGGCAAGGCAGGUUUUCUAGUUACAGCUUUACAGA